UCUGUUCAUGAUUUUGUUGACCAGGCAUCACGUUGGAACUACUGAAUAAAUUUAAAUAAAACUUGGCGUGAAUAGAGACCAUAAUACGAAGGAGGUUAAAGGAUACUUUUAUUGCUAAAAUAAACAUGGAUGGCGGUGAAAUAGGGUUUGAAAGUUAGUAUGGAAAGUCCUUUAACUAGUAUAAUACUAAAAUAAUGUAUUCAAGAUUUUUCGAAAAUCUACCCCUAAAGCUACUAAAGGGUUGAAGUUUUUUUUCUACAUAAAUUGUUCAGGUUUCGAGUUAUCUUUUUGUUAAAUGAUUAGUGGACUAUUUAUUAUAUAUAAAACAUGCUAAAAUAUUAUUAGGAAGGGGUGAAAUAGGGAUUAAAAAAUUAUAUCGAAUUUCACGCGGACGGAGUUGCGGAAAUCCCUCUAGUAAUAGAAUAUUUUGAACGUACAAUUUUUCUUCAUUCACCAUCCAAAUUUGAAGAGGCGCAAAGUUCUUGACGUUUUCAUUACAAAUUAAUGAAAUUCCCCGAAUUAUUAAAACAUCACCUGACUCGGCUGUCCAAUCAGGGGCUCGUUUUGAAAAAUGGAAGUCAAGUUUAAUAUACGCCAAAAGGAUCGCUGCUAUUUGAAAAAUGAUAUUAAUAUAUGAGCUUCGGAACUGGUGGCAAUUUCAGAUAGGUAAGUAUGUGAAAACUGCCCUUAAUGGCUCAGUGGUUAGCCUUUGUGGCACUAUGUUACAUUAUGGUUAGGGUAACACUAUAUCUAAAUACACUCCGACUGACUAACUGACACUAUUAAGAUAAUAGAUGGUAUAGGUAUAGUAUACGACGCAUAUGUCUGUUGAUAUAUUUUUAUAUUUCCUUUUAUUUUAUCUUUAUAAUAAUAGUUUUAGGUAGUUAAUUUUGUUAGGUAAAUUGUAACAAACGCCUCCUUGAAAAGAAUAGAAUAAAAAGGUAGAAUAGUUUUAUUUUUAUUCAGAACUAGCGGACGACCGCGACUUCGUCCGCGUAAAACUCGAUGUAAACUUUCAACUACCCCUACCCUACCGCUACCCUACCCCUAAACUACCCCUACCCUUCCUCUACCCUACCUCUACCCUACCCUACCCUACCCUACUCCUACCCUACCUCUACCCAUACCCUACCCCUGAAUUUUAAUUUUUUUCUGUCAUAAAAACCUAACAAUAACAAACAAUCAGAAAAAAUUACAGCAGUGAGUGCUUGUAAUUUAAUAUGAACUUUAUACAAUAACAAUAAAGCUCAAAUUGAAUACGUUUUCGUUAGAAAACAUUUGUAUGGGAAAAGAAAAGGGCUAUUUUUAUGGUUUUUCCGGCAAUUAUUUUCUCGUAGUAAAAAACAUCCUAGAACUUAAACAAACAUUUAAAAAAAAGAAUUGGCCAAAUUGGUCCAGGCGUUGUUGAGUUAUGCGCUUCCUAACGCAUUUUGCGAUUCAUUUUUAUAUUAUAGAAGAAUACAUUAAGGAACUUAAACUAAGUUAUCGUAAUAACUAUACAAUCACAUAUCAGGCCCUCGUGAAAGAACCUCCGCCUUCGACUUGUAAUUAUGAAUCCGGUCCGGGCCAUACACUCUGUGCGUAUUCAAAAAUUAAAUAUUGUAAUUUGUAAUCUGUAUUUUUGUGGUAAAAAAGUCAAAGUUUAACAUUUUUUAUUAUAAGUAAAUAUUUGUUGGCGGUUUAAAUAGAACGGUAAAGUUAUUCUCUAUAUUCUCCCCUGCACGACGUGGUAUUUCAUUUUAAAAUACGUGCGAUACUUAAGCCGUCGUAAUGUUUUUAGUAGGUCGGCAUCUUUCGAAUUUUGGUAUUUUUUGGGGAUUUUUGGGGGGCAGGGUAUACGUGGCGUUUAUUUAUUUACCCGGUUGCUAUCAUGAGCGUUCAAAUGGGUAUGAUGUUGUUUUUGAACCCUCAAUAAAAUAAAAAUCCGCAGUCCGCAUUGGUGGACUAUUAGCCUAACCCUUAUCUAAGAUGAGACUCAUGCUCACUCAUCUCGACUACUAGACAAUACAGUAUUAGCACAUAAUACAUAAUAGUAGAUUAUUACAAACCAGUGUGCUUUACUUGGACACAAACUUAACACAAAUGAGGCGUUAGUGUGUCGGAUUCCUUACGUGUUUCUCAGAGAUGAUAAUGAGAACAGGUUUUCAAAUGUCUUGAGCUUGUCCUCAGAUUGUAAGGCCGCGUGCUGGAGUACGCAGUUUCUAUGAAUAUGUAAAGUUAUUUAAACAUAUUAUUAUAUUAAAAAAAUUGUUAACUUUCUGUGAAUCGUCUCAUUUUAUAAUUAUAGAAAUGUUGUUGUCAGGCCUUCUGGUGGCAACACUGUUUUCAGUGGCACAGUCAGAGACGACCAGCACAGAUGAAUUGGAAAAGUUCCUGUUAGAGGCAAUUCAAAGUAACGAGACUUAUUACGAUGUUGAUUUUGGAGAUUCCAAUGAAAAACCCUGCGAUCCAUUUGAGAAUGAAAUGCCUGACUACAAGAAAGCGGGCCGCAGGAUAAGUGAAACAAAAUGCUUGGAAUACAUUUGGGAAAUGGAAAAUCGUGACAAAGAAGUGCAGUGGGGACAGAGAUGUCGGAUUUACCUCAUUUCUCAAAUAAAGAAAGGUGUUAUGCCAGAAUUUUUUUUCUUAAUAAAUUCACCCGUCAUAUUUGGCGGACGACCAGCAUCGCAUGGGGAAUUCCCACACAUGGGCGCCAUUGGAUGGAAAUCAAAGAGUGGUUCACCGGAAUGGCUCUUCAAAUGUGGUAGUACACUCAUCAGUGAGAAGUUUGCGCUGACAGCGGCCCAUUGCUCCAGGUUGUCGUUGAGGCAGUCUCCUGACGUCAUCAAUUCAACACCAGAAAUUGUACGGUUUGGUGUUGAGAAUAUUGCUGAUGAUGAGUUUAACAUACAUGGUAAUCCAAUAGACGUAAAUAUCAAAAAUUUCAUCAACCAUCCAGACUACAAGUCACCAAUGAAGUAUUACGAUAUAGCCGUCAUAGAGUUCGAAUCACCGGUACAGUUCAAAGGCAACUUACACCCAGCGUGCUUAUGGCCCUAUUCUGAUACUAGCCACCUCGGCACUGAGGCCAUCUUAACUGGUUGGGGAUACACUGAAGGUGGCAAACAUCCUACUGAGCUUCAGACAGCUGUGGUUGACAUCAUUGACACGCCGAAGUGCGACAGUAUUCUCGAAAUGUUUCAUAACAGAAAUUGGGGUGGGUUCAAGGAAAACCAGAUGUGCGCUGGUAAGCUUGUUGGUGGCAUUGAUACGUGUCAGGGUGACUCCGGUGGUCCCUUACAAGUGAAGGUGCCCUUGAAGACUGAAGGGAACAUAUACCAGAUCCUUGGAGUUACCUCCUUUGGUAUUAGAUGCGGACAAAAAAACCGUCCCGGCAUAUACACGCGGGUCUCCAGCUUCAUAGAUUGGAUUGAAGACAAGGUUUGGGGACACGACACUGAAUCAACUAUAAUUUGACAUCAGUUUACAUUGAACUAAGAACUUGAUGUACUAAGUACCUUAAGUUCUCAAUAGCUCAACGGUAAGAGCGGUCGGACUUAUCAUCAAGGGGUGGUGGUUCGAUCCCCGCCCCGUUGGUCUAUUGUCGUACCCACUCCUAACACAGUCUUUCCCGACUAGUUGGAUGGGAAUUGGAAUAUUGGUCAUAUUAAAAAAUAUAUAUAUGGGAAAUAUUCUUUAUUUAAAUAAAAAAAAAUGUACUAAGUAACUUAGUGUAGUGUGAAGAACUUAGUGUACCAAAGUGAAUUGGAUUUUGAAAUAUGUAUGCUUUUCAAGUUACUGCGACAGACAAAAGUUAAUUGUAUCCCUUAUCCUUUUAUCCUUAUUUUAUCCUUAUUAACCUUUUAUCUCUAGGAAUAAGGUCAGAAGGGUGGCAUAAAGAUAAUGAAAAUUGCUUUACUUUAAAUACUAAAUGUUUAAUUACUAAAGAUAUCGAAUAAGUUAUAAAUAUUUUUUAUUUAGAUAAAACAACUCUUUCAUUUCAA
Bicyclus anynana (squinting bush brown) is the source of this 3983-nucleotide messenger RNA. RefSeq names its product trypsin-2. The record is from RefSeq and is a predicted model, not a curated record. Gene Ontology annotation, molecular function: serine-type endopeptidase activity. The transcript has 9 exons. NCBI's taxonomy places the organism in Eukaryota, Metazoa, Arthropoda, Insecta, Lepidoptera, Nymphalidae. Bases 2290 to 3456 code for a protein of 388 amino acids. Gene Ontology annotation, biological process: proteolysis.